Molecule: messenger RNA, 1675 nt
Organism: Aspergillus versicolor CBS 583.65
Lineage: Eukaryota; Fungi; Ascomycota; Eurotiomycetes; Eurotiales; Aspergillaceae
Exons: 3
Coding region: 362-1636 (424 amino acids)
Source: RefSeq, a predicted model, not a curated record
AUUGGCGACAACUUGUCCUUCGCCUACGAGCUUUCCCAGUUCCAUCUCAAGCCGUGAGAGAUGGUAUUUCACAUGUCUCUGGGCUUGCAGAAGCCAAUGUCUAUGCCGGGCCUCAUACCUAUUUUUCCCUUUUGAUCACGAUGUCCGGAGCAUGUCCCAACUAGCGCAGCCCCAAUCGGUAAGUUACUUUUCUAAACGAGGACUUUAUGGUAAUCCUCAAGUGAACUCGCCAUCUCUUCGCUACGAUCCCUCGUCCUCAAAAUCUGGUUCAUGCUGUUGAGUCAGUAAGAAUAUCUUGAGCCGGGUGAAUAAUGGUAUUGCAUAUCGCACACCAAAGAAGGCACGGCACAAUUAUGAAUGAAUGAGAUAUGAAACUGCCCUACCAUUCACUCAUCACGUGGUUGGUAUGAAUGCGCGGAUUUCUCAACAACAACAACAACACAACACAAUACACUCUUUCUCUCUUCUCUACCAUCUUCAUCGCUUCAUCACGAUGUCGGGCGUUCUUGAUAUGUGCGAGAGGUCUCCUACCACAUUGCCUCCCAUUGUGGCACCUCCUCCCACGCCCACGGAGAAUGUCUUCUGCCUCGAUCGCCACGGCGAUGUGACGCUCGAAAUAUACGGUCUGCACCGGAAGCUCAUUGAUCUCCUCCUUUCUGAGCAUCUCACUGUCACCAAAAUGAGAGAUCUACCCAUCCUCGUCGGGGAUUCUAGCGAGGACCCCGACCCCCAGGGCCGCUCCGUGCUCUUCCUCUUGUCAUCUAGACACCUCAUCCUAGGAAGCUCGUACUUCGCAGCUCUCCUGCGAAGCAUGGAUCGAGAGUACGGCAGUCACAUACAACAGCACAGAUUCGUGCAUCGUACCAGGAGCAACGGCGUUGCAUUCGUUUACAUGCUUGCUCUUCUCCACUGCCGUAACCACCUCGUCCCCAAUGCCGUCCCCUACCAUAUACUCAGCGAUAUGGCCAUCCUCGUGAACUACUACGGCAUCUUCGAGGCUGUCAAAUCCAUUGGCGACAUUUGGAUCAACAAUUUGAUUAACUCCGUGAUCCCAAACGCACCUGCACACCUCCAGCUGCGCUGGGUGAUGAUCGCAUGGGUCUUUCGCCGCGCCGACCUCUUCACAAACUUGACCCGCGAUGUCAUAACAAUGAGCACCGACAAGAUUGGCACGACCUCCAUGCUCCCAAUCCCACACAUUGUCCUAGACAAACUCAACAACGCGCGCGAAUACCACCUCGGCGUCCUAAUUCAGCUACUCAACACCCUCCCCGCAACAAUCGCCCAGGGCUGCCUCAAAGAGUACGAAAAAUACGGCUGCGCAAUUGGGACCUUCGCCGGGGACGUGUGCACCGAGUCCGCCAGCCUCAUAUGCCAUUCCGAGAUGAGCCGUAUGGGAAUCAACCCGCCCCCCACCGACCCCGACUUCAGCGGCCUAUCGAUCCAGAAUAUCCUCAUGCAGUGCCAGAAGGUGAGAGUUACCGAUGGUCCGGCUGAGUAUGGAUGGGCGGAUGAGCACCGUGAGUGUUCGCUUUGGUGGCGUGUUGCUGUGCUGCUUGAGCGCUUCCAGAUGCCUGCGGGACUUGAUAUGAAGGAGCAGGAGUUGGAGAUUUAUUUGCCCCUUAAUCUUGUCUGAGAUGGGGUCUUUUCUUGUGUUGGUUAUUUCAGAUAUGAA